Messenger RNA from Stylonychia lemnae, 678 nucleotides. The record is from the annotation of a GenBank genome assembly. Lineage: Eukaryota; Ciliophora; Spirotrichea; Sporadotrichida; Oxytrichidae.
AUGGUUACCAAUGGAUGGCCAUCAGAUAAAUCAAUAUUUGAACAUGCAGCUUACGAGAUACUCAAAUGGGCUUCAGAAAAUAAAGAUUCAUAUAGGGGUUUAGUUGGUAGGAGCAUCGAAAAGAGGUCAGAAUUAAUUUUUGCCUCUAGAGACAAUAUUCCAGAACUUGGGCAAUAUAGAUAAAUGCAUGAUAUAGAACGACACAAAAUGGAAAUGGAAAAAGAAAUCAAAGAUAUUGCUGGAGUUUAAAAAAUUUAGUUAAAGAGUAAGCGGUCAUUUGCUCUCACCCAGAACAAACUUGACCUAUCUAUAUUUUAGUUCAAAGAUCGACCUCUCUUUCAAAAGAAAAGUGCUAUUUAAGUCCCGAAUUCUGGGAAGGUAGAACUAUUAAUUACUAAGCCAAAGAAAGUCCCGCUAGAGAGAGUUCAGGAUACAUCAUUUACUAUCUUGCAAAGAGAUAAUAUUAUUGAAGAAUAGGAAUAGAAAUAGGAGGAAAAGAGCAGGAGUUUGUUGAAAAGUCAAUAAUCAGAAGGUUAAAGAUCUGUUAAUAGGUCAAUAAAUAUUGCAUAGGAUGAAAGAUCUAUUGGGAAUAAUUCCUAACUAAAUGAACGCUAAUAAGAUGAUUCUUUUCAGAGAGACGAUGAUUAAAUUAACAGAUCUAAUAUUACGAAUUAAUGA